AUAUUUUACCGUUUUGGCAUUAUCUUACAGUUUGUUAUGAGAUCAAAUGUGACGCGCAAGCCGGAUCGUUGCAAUCCGUACCUUAGACUACAGCAUGGCCAAACGGAAAGACUUCUUAAACCAGUUUCUCGCAUCACACUCGGUGCCAGAGGAUGCUCUAGAGCACUUUGGCGCAAACGACUUCACAAACGAAUUCCUAUCGCUUCCUUCGUAUCGAGUCGUCCCAGCAUACGGCCGCAUCCUCAAAGAGAGUGGCGAGGACUACUUUUUCUCCAGAACGAUCAACACGCCUUCCACCAUCCCGCAUAUGGUGACACUUCAACUGAAGGAUGUUCGCACUCUCAAAGAGAGUGAUAGGCGUAUGCUAAAACCUUACCAAGGCCACAAGGAAGUAGUCAAACCCCCCGAGAAUCCAGAUACUAUUGUCCUGAUACAUCUCGCCCGUCCGGGUGUAGAUGGACAUCCUUCUGUGAUUCAUGGGGGAGUUACAUGUGCUAUCUUCGAUGAGACCAUAGGUUCUUGUGUUAUGCUACACCACGAAGCUGCUUCUGGGGCUCGCGAUACUCUCUUUACAGCGACGCUCAGCGUAAACUUUCGUGCUCGCACACAAACGCCAAAUGAUGUUGUGGUCAAAUGCUGGCUAGAAGGCCGACAGGGACGCAAGUGGAAGGCGAGGGGUCUAAUGAUCGACCGGAACGGUCUUGUCCUUGCUGAAGCGGAGGGCUUAUGGAUGGAAACCAGAGAGUCAGGAAAGCUAUAGUCAUGCUACAUCCCUUACCAGCGACCGGUCGAUGACAAAAGUUGAUGGUACAAGCUUGCGACCAGUAAACAAUGUCAAUUAGUGCACAGAGAAUGCGACGAGAAGGAAAAAGGAAUCCGAACCCAAAUUGGACGCAUGUGGUGUACCACCUGCGACAAAAGAGGAUUUCUUUCCACUUCAGCAAAGCAACCUGGCUAUCAGGAACAGAAAAUUUUAAAGGAAUUCCACAUUCUUA
Molecule: messenger RNA, 995 nt
Organism: Exophiala oligosperma
Lineage: Eukaryota; Fungi; Ascomycota; Eurotiomycetes; Chaetothyriales; Herpotrichiellaceae
Exons: 1
Coding region: 95-760 (221 amino acids)
Source: RefSeq, a predicted model, not a curated record